GCCAGCUCCGGACGCGGUGGAGUUGGAAGCUUCCGCGGCUUCCUGCCAGGCGAACUGGGCCUUGAUGUCGUCCACGGCCCCGAGGACCACGGUCUGGGCCAGCUCGUACUUAUAGUACGAGUGAGGUACCGUAGGUACCUACCUACGGUACCUACGGUACGGUACCUACGGUACUCUAAUACAGUACCUACGGUACCUGUUUUUAAACAUCGACCAACGACUACUCAAAUACUUUUGCGUUUUUCACGCCGCGUACCAGCGUGGACAACACACACACGCGACAGCUGAUGGAGAUUCCGACGCCGGCGCCCCCGCGCGCGCCGACGCGCGCGUCGCCGCGGCUCGGCGGCUCGCCGCCGUCGUCGACGGCUGCGGCGGCAAGGCCGCGCGAGGCAGACGAGAAAAGAACGAAAGGGCCGUGGACGCCCGAAGAGGACGUCCGCUCGCAGCGUCGGUAUUUUUGGCCCCCCCGUCGAUCGCUCGCGCGCGCCCGACCCCUCGCGCGCCGCUCCCAGGCCAAAGUCAUCGAACUGGUGCGCGCGCACGGCGCCCGAAAGUGGUCCACGAUAGCUCAGCAACUGCCCGGGCGCAUCUCCAAGCAGUGCCGGGAGCGGUGGCACAACCACCUGAACCCCGCGAUCUCGAAGGACCCGUGGACGGAGAAAGAGGACAAGGAAAUUCUGCAUUCGCACGCGAGGCUGGGGAAUCGAUGGGCGGAGAUCGCCAAGUCGCUGAAGGGGCGGACCGACAACGCGAUAAAGAACCACUGGAACUCGUCGAUCAAGCGCAAGUACGAGCGGUUCCUCGAGGAGGCGAUGGAGGAGCUGGCCGUGCUUCACGCCGCGGCCCGGGACGCGGCGCUGGCGGCGAAGCGCGGGUCCGACGCGGCGCCCGAAACGACGGUCCGCGGCGCGCGCGUCGACGGCGCGUCGACGCCGUCCCCUCCUCGCCGCAGGCUCGAGGCGGCGGGCGUGCCGAUCGGCGAGCCGCAGGUCGAAGCGACCGCCGGCGUCCGGAGCGCGGGCCGGUGCGCGCCGUCGAUCGCCGCCCCGCAGGUGCCGCUCGAGAGCGACCAGUACCUCGUCGUCUGCGCGUCGCUAAAGACGUCGGCGCACGAGGCGCGGAAGGGCGACGCGCUCAAGCCGCCGCAGGCCAAGGUCGUGCGGCCGUUCUCGACCGACCUCGACGACACGCCGCGGUUCCGCCUCGUCGGCGACAACCUCGACGCCGCGGUCUACGCCGUCUGCCAGGCGCCCAAGAAGCGCAGCUACACGAAGCGGGCCGCGGGCGGGGCGUCCUCCAAGCGACGAACGACGGGCCAGAAGGCAGCUCUGGCGCGCGCGCCGCGCGGGAAGCGUCCGGGGUGCUCCGAGGUUCGCGGGGGCUUAGGGUGAGGGAUGAGGGUCGUCCCUCGCAGGCGCGGCCGACGCGCGUGUCCGUCGUCGGCGCGCCGACGCGCGUGUCCGUCGUCGGCGCCGCGACGGGCACGGUCGACGGCCCGCCGUUCCGCGACGAAGCGACUGGCCGCGCGCCGACGACGCUCGGUGGCGCCGCGCCGUCGCCGCGGCUCUCGCCGCCGCCGUACGCCCUGGACGACCCGUCGAUGAUGUCGCCGACGCAGCUGGACGCGGCGGCCGGCAUCUUUGCCGCGUCGAUGCUAGAGCCCGAGGGCCCGGAACCCCGGACGAGCUACGGCUCCGCCGCGUCGUCGCUCGGCGACGCCGACGCGCUCGUCGACCCGUACGAGGGCGCCGCGGACCCGCUCGCCGGGGGGCGCGGUCGGCGCGCGCGGCGACGGUUGCCGCGGCAGGCCACGGGCCUCAGCCUGGGCCUGGCCGACGUCCGCCUGGACCCGAGCGGCGCCCGCGACGACGUCUCGCCGACCGGUUCCGAAGCGGCGCGGUCGCUCGUCUCCAUGUCGUCGCCGUUCCCGCACGGCGGCGGCGCGUCCCGCGUCCACUCGCCGCCUUUCCCCGGCGUCCUAGAGGACCUCGGCGACGGGCUCGCGUGGUCGCCGCCGCCGCCCCCCGGGAACUUCUUCGACGCCGCCGGUCACCCAGCGGCGACUGCCGACCGCGGCGCCGCCUCCUCGCGGCGCGCGGCGCGGCUCUCGGGCAUCGACACGCCCGUCGCCGGCCGCGCGCCCGCCGGCGGCCCCGACGUGGCGACGCCGGGCCUGUCGCCGCUCCUCGGCGACGACGCGCUCGCGGCGUUGCAGAGCGCGCUCUCCGACGCCCCGCCGCAGUCCUCGGCCGCGCUUCGGCGCGCGACGCCGACGCGCGCGCUGCCGCCUGAGGCCUUCGCCACGCCGUCGGCGCUCAAGCGGCGCGGCGCCCCGACGGCGGCGGACACCAAGCCGCUCCCGGACGCCGCUUUCGACGGCGCCGUCCGCGCCGACGACGUCUUCGCGGCGCCGCCGCCCUCCGGCUCCUCCGUCGCCUCGCUCGACGUCCUCAAGGCCGCGCGCUCGCCGCAGGGGAAGUGCCCGCCCGCGCCGACGGAACCGUCGUUCAAGAAGACCCGCACGCGCCUCGCGGAGCGUCCCGUGAACGCGCGCCCCGCCGCCGACGCCUAGGGCCUCCUCCCUUUUUGCUUGGACUUUUUAGUGAGUGCGCACGGCUACACAGCGAGCAGAAUCGCCGCGAUGGGGACCGACCUCUGGUGGCUGAGUCGCUCCGGAGCGGGCCCCGGGCUAGGAC
Messenger RNA from Pelagomonas calceolata, 2699 nucleotides. The record is from the annotation of a GenBank genome assembly. Lineage: Eukaryota; Pelagophyceae; Pelagomonadales; Pelagomonadaceae.